AUGAGAGGUCCGACGAUUAUCAAGGCUGAGGAUGAUAAGACGCGACAGCUGAACAAGCACACGCUCAUGGCCUUCUCGGGAGAGGCUGGAGACACCGUCCAAUUUGCCGAAUACAUCCAAGCGAAUAUUCAACUGUACACGAUGCGCAAUGACACCGAACUCAGCCCGUCUGCCGUUUCCAGCUUCGUCCGGGGGGAAUUGGCUCGCAGUUUGAGGUCACGGAGUCCCUACACCGUCAACCUGCUGUUGGGCGGAAUGGAUCCAAUCACUGAAAAACCGCACCUGUACUGGGUUGACUACCUGGCAUCUUUGGCGCCAGUACCAUAUGCCGCACACGGCUAUGCCCAAUUCUACUGCCUCUCCAUCCUCGACAAGCACCACAACCCCAACAUUUCUCUUGACGAGGGAAUCAAGCUUCUUGGAAUGUGUACAGACGAACUCAAGCGCCGACUACCAAUUGACUACAAGGGGGUCCUGGUGAAGGUGGUGACCAAGGAAGGCGUCAAGGUGGUGGACUUUGAUAACGAUAGAAUCGUCCGCAGUGCGUAA
Molecule: messenger RNA, 549 nt
Organism: Penicillium alfredii
Lineage: Eukaryota; Fungi; Ascomycota; Eurotiomycetes; Eurotiales; Aspergillaceae
Gene: pre1
Product: proteasome core particle subunit beta 4
Exons: 4
Coding region: 1-549 (182 amino acids)
Biological process (GO): proteasomal protein catabolic process
Cellular component (GO): cytosol; nucleus; proteasome core complex
Molecular function (GO): peptidase activity
Source: RefSeq, a predicted model, not a curated record